Amaranthus tricolor (Joseph's coat) is the source of this 1179-nucleotide messenger RNA. RefSeq lists its product as uncharacterized. The transcript has 4 exons. Bases 1 to 1179 code for a protein of 392 amino acids. Lineage: Eukaryota; Viridiplantae; Streptophyta; Magnoliopsida; Caryophyllales; Amaranthaceae. The record is from RefSeq and is a predicted model, not a curated record.
AUGUCAACAGUUAGAAGUAUCUUGGCUAUUGCUGCAAGCAAGGGUUGGAGUUUAUAUCAACUUGAUGUGAAUAAUGCAUUUCUACAUAGGGAUUUGCAUGAGGAAGUAUACAUGAAACUACCUCCAAGUCACCCUCAUUCAACAAACAAAGUCUGUAAACUCAAGAAGUCACUUUAUUGUCUAAAACAAGCUAGCAGACAAUGGUUUUCCAAGCUUGCUCAUGAACUUGCACAUCAAGGUUUCUUUCAAUCUAAAAAUGAUCAUUCUUUGUUCAUUAGAAAAAAAGCAUCCAUGGCCAUCAUUGCAGCAGUUUAUGUAGAUGAUAUAGUUCUUACUGGCACUGAUCAGCUUGGUAUUCACAAUCUCAAGAAUCAUUUACAUCAGGUUUUUGGCAUCAAAGAUUUGGGCUUACUUCACUACUUUCUUGGGUUUGAAGUUGGUUACACAACUGAAGGCAUCUCUUUAACACAACAAAAAUUUACAAAAGAGAUUCUCACAGAAGCAAAUAUUACCACUGCAAAAAGGGUAGUAACUCCUUUACCAUUGCAUCUAAAGCUAAGUGCUACUGAAGGUCCUGAUUUUGAUAAUCCAACUCUUUAUAGAAGUCUAGUUGGCAAGCUCAACUUCUUAACAAAUACCAGACCAGAUUUGGCUUAUGCAGUACAAACACUAAGCCAAUUCUUACAAGCACCAAAAAACUCACAUUAUUCUGCUCUACAACAUGUAUUGCAAUAUGUCAACAAUACCAGCAGCCAGGGGAUUCUCCUAAAAGCCAGUGAUAAACUACUUCUUCAAGCUUUUAGCGACAGUGACUGGGGAGCUUGUUCUGACAUAAGAAGAUCUAUUACUGGGUAUAUUCUUUUACUAGGCAACUCUCUAAUUAGUUGGAAAAGUAAGAAGCAGGGUACCAUAUCUAGGUCUUCAGCCGCGGCAGAAUAUAGAGCUAUGAGUAGUGCUGCAGCUGAAGUAACAUGGAUUGUUAGAUUGCUUGAGGAGUUGGGUGUUGACAAACUAAAACCUGUCACCUUACAUUGUGACAAUCAAAGUGCUUUUUGUCCUGAGUUUCUUAGAGGCUUAACAUUCAUAAAUCGUGUUGGUGAUAUGAUUGUGAAAGGAAAUUUGGAAAUUUCUGAAGUAGUGAACGAAUAUAUAGCUGUAUUUGUGAUUUUGGAUUUAUAA